AUCUCCCUCGCCCUUGCCUGCUCUCGUUGCCUUCUGUCCUGAGUCGAUCAUUGAACAUCGACCAUACUACUCAGCGUCUACCUCAGCCUUACCACUACUGAUCUUCACCUAUCAUCAUGUCGUCGCGUCGCCCCACCCUGCGGCCCGUCGUGGUCGAGGUGCAGCCCGACGCUGUGCCCACCACAACCAACAAUGUCUCUACGCCCAACAGCCCAGCUUCACCACCCAAAUCAGUGCGCUUUGCACCAACAAACAACAGCUCUCGUCCCCUAUCCACCGUCGAAGCCUGGAGUCUCUACAACUACGAACUACAUGCCCGGUCCUGUCCCACAUGCUACCGCGCCAAAGUCUCCCGCCUAUGCGACACAGGCUAUGCGCUGAGCCAAGACGUCGCCUGCCACAUCUUCUCUCGAGAAGGCGACAUCUACGCCGUAAAGAAGGAUAGCAGCACAAACUCUCUCGUACGAGUCGAAAUCCCUCAUGGCUACUCUCAACUGCGACAUCUCCUGCGCUCGACGGAACGAGCUUUGCGCAAACAUAGCUUGUCGUCUACGCCAGCAGUGCCAACCAACGAUUACACGCGCGUCUACCCAAUUUCAUCAACACGACGCACGUAUCAACCUGACGCGAUCAUCGAACCAGCGUCAAGCGAUCAGACACAUCGCCGCAAACAUCGACACCGUUACUCAACCAUAGUGGCAAAUGACGGCCUAGAGAACGUCUCCAUCAGGCCCAUGCCUAUGCCAACGCCUUCCACAGAGCGACGUGGAACACUAUACGAACGCGAAGCGCAACGACGUAAAGACAGUGUACGCAUCGAAGUCCGAGAACCCGAUGUCAAAGAUCUUGAACGAAGGUAUCGACGACAUUCCAUCUGGUUAUGAUGAAUGAAUGAAGGAAUUUGUAUACGCUGCGCGAUCGGGUCGAAUUUCGAUA
This is a messenger RNA of Cercospora beticola, 936 nucleotides long. RefSeq lists its product as uncharacterized. NCBI's taxonomy places the organism in Eukaryota, Fungi, Ascomycota, Dothideomycetes, Mycosphaerellales, Mycosphaerellaceae. The record is from RefSeq and is a predicted model, not a curated record.